GAAGGCUAGAUGAUUCGCAGAAGACGUCCAGAGAACUGUGAAUGAUGAUAUUUGUGACACAUCUAAAUUACCUGUACUCUAGUAUCUUGUUCUAUUUGUUAAGCAAAAUCGUCUGUAGCGUGGCUACUUACCGACGAUCAAUGCAUUACAAACGCAGUGCUGCCCUCUCCAGCAUACCGGAAAAGUACGAGGCUGAUGAAGAGAAAUGGGUUCCGAAGAAGAAACACGAAGUGUUGAAAGCGAAGUAUAAGUGUUUGAAGAAGCUGUUUCAGAUUUAUGAUGCGAGCGUUAUAGGGAUGUUGCCGAUGCAAGAGUAUGCUGCUGGGGAUACGGGUGUGGUCGAAGAUACUGAUGAUAGUAGGAGGAAGUCGAGGAAGAGGAAGAGGUCGCAUCGGGUGAAGUUGGACGCGUGUGCUGGGACGUCGGAUCAUGAGAUACAAACUGCUGUUCAGGUGGACUGUUCGAAAACCAACACAUCUGAAAUUGGAUCGUGCACGAAAGCCCUAUCAACCAAGGUCUACGCGGCCACGCAAGCCUCUCGGGAAUCCUUGCUGGCCAGCGACCAUGAGUGCGGCUGUCCCAAGACCAGCAAUGUGGUGUUCCAGCCUGCCCCGUGCCCCUGUCCCAGGCCAAGAAUGAGUCGCCAACGGAAGCGCACACGGUUCCAAUGCUUUGUGCAGCGCCUGCUCGGGCUCCGGAGCCCCAACCGGCACGGGUGCCUCGACACCGCCGUCAGCGACUGUGACGUGCAUCGUCCGGAGCGGCGGAGGCACCGCAAGAUCAGGUUCCGCCGCGCUCGCCGGCCGACACGCGCGAAGUCUGAGGGCGCGAUGCGGGCGCCCGUGCACGUCUGCGCGCAGACCGUCCAACGCAACUGCCUCCUGGACACCACGCCGCGCCAGUGCCCCACAGUCGGCUGCCGGAUGAUGCUAUACGGCAUCAUCAACUACAACGACCACCUGAACCUGUGCCACUUCCCGGGCCGCCGCUAUAGCUGCCACUUCUGCCACGAGGGCUUCGAACGCGAGGCCGACAAGCUGCAGCACGAGAGUGAACAUAUUGGGCUAAACCUCCACCCCCCACUCCCUCCCUCUUCGCCCCCUGACACCAGCCGCUCCGGGAUCACCAGCGUGACUCAAACGGACCCCGAACCCACGAAAGAGCACGAUGAGAAACUUAAGAAAAUCGUGUCGUUCUUCGACAAGAUCGUCGACUCGACGCAAGUCUUUACAGAUGUUAAGAAAUCUAGGCACUCGGAGAUGCACGUGCCUACAAGUAAGAGUCCGACGGACACUCAGACCGAAGAGUCGGCCAGCGACGGGCACUCCAAGCACGCCUCGAGCUGCAGCGAUGACACAGGGAAGAGGCUGACUUACAGCUGUAACGACUUGAGGCGCAGGAACAAUUACCGCCGCUCGCUAGGGUCCGACGCGAUGUCCCAGUGCUGCUCCGAGAAUUGCAACUUUUGCGGGGAAAAUUUUGAUUACUGUCAAGCCCUGGAGCGAAAGUUCGGCGAGUUCCACUCGUGCGGCGCGCUGCCCGCCCGACGCCGAGCAGGCACACACGCCAUUUCCAGCGCGGCUACCUCCGUCGUGUUGGAUCAAGCGUCCAGCAUCGCGAGCUCCGUCGUCAACUGCAAUGGUGUCCUCUCUCUAACGGAUAACUACGAGGACCCCAGACCAACCCUAAAGCCCUCCACCAGCGUAGUUUUCACUGCGUCCGAGUGCAGUAGAAAAGUCAGCACGCGCUCUCUAGCCGAUCGAUUCAAGAGCUAUAAAUGGGAACCUUGUACUAGGAUCAUACGCGUGUGA
Cydia amplana is the source of this 1811-nucleotide messenger RNA. RefSeq lists its product as uncharacterized. The coding region runs from base 42 to 1811 and encodes 589 amino acids. The transcript is spliced from 9 exons. NCBI's taxonomy places the organism in Eukaryota, Metazoa, Arthropoda, Insecta, Lepidoptera, Tortricidae. The record is from RefSeq and is a predicted model, not a curated record.